Molecule: messenger RNA, 1862 nt
Organism: Cuscuta epithymum
Lineage: Eukaryota; Viridiplantae; Streptophyta; Magnoliopsida; Solanales; Convolvulaceae
Source: the annotation of a GenBank genome assembly
UAGCACUAUAAAUAGGAAGUUAAGACACAAUGCACCGAACCAGGCAAUUCAAGCUUCUUUAUAUUGAUCAAACUAAGCUGAAAUAAAGACAGGUAACCGGAGAUCAGAACAAGAUGGGUGAACAAGUGCAACCAAAAGGAAAGGUGAUAAGCAUUCUGGCCAUAGAUGGGGGCGGCGUCAGGGGAAUUAUUCCAGGCACUGUUCUUGCUUUUCUUGAAGCUCAACUCCAGAAGAUUGAAGGCAACCCAAAUGCAAGGAUAGCAGACUACUUUGAUGUCAUAGCAGGAACUAGCACUGGGGGGCUUGUGACUGCAAUGCUGACUACUCCUGGAGAUAAUGGCCUCCCUCUGUUUGCUGCUGCUGAUAUUCCCAAAUUUUAUUUGAACGAGUCCCCCAAUAUCUUCAAGAAAACAUCAUCAGAAAUAAGAACUGCAGCAGCCAGCAGUUCUUUACUCACCACAAACGUUGCGGAAUUUGGUGCUGUUGUGAAACCCCCCAACUUUGAGUUGCCUCAGUUUUCGGAAAAAGAUAUCCCUGACUUUUACAAGCAUCCCCAGCUUCCAACAGGGCUGCUUCAAGCUUCCAUUGCCAAUGCCAAUAUAAGUAAUUUGACGUCAUUUGCGCUUCCUAAUAUUUGGGAUUGGUUCAAGAAACUAGGCUCUAAUGUGUGGUAUGUCAUCGAGUUCAUUCAAAGGAUGGGUUUCCGUCCUAUGUACGAUGGUGUUUACUUGCAUGCCAUGAUCAAAGACAUGGUUAGAGAUAUCAAGCUUAACCAAACACUCACUAAUGUCGUUAUCCCGACUUAUGACGUUCAUCACUUGAAACCUGUCAUCUUCUCCUCUUUCCAGGCAAAGAAGGAGGCGUCAAAGAACCCAAAACUCGCAGAUGUUUGUAUUGCCACAUCCGCAGCACCAGUUUACUUCCCUCCUCAUAGCUUUGAGCUCCAAUCAUCUCAAGGGAUUGAGAAGUUCAACCUCGUCGAUGGCGGAGUUGCCGCUAACAAUCCUGUGCUGGUGGCUAUCUGGGAAGCAGCAAGAGCGUAUAAAGUUGCCCCGUUGCCAGAGAAUUUCAGGAUCCUUUCACUGGGGACAGGGUCAUGUACAGGCACUCAAAUGGCUGAAGUCGGCGACGCCACUAGUUGGGGCGUGGUUAGGUGGUUGUUGUUUCCGGAUAACACUCCUCGUAUCACCGAUGUUUUCAUGAGCGGCAAUGAUAAUAUGGUGGACGCUUACACCUCUCUGCUUUUCGGCGGCGACACCGCUUCCGGCGGCCCCGACAAUUUCCUUAGAAUCCAAUACCAAGGGAUGAAGUACGAUGAAUGUCUGGUCGAUGACUCUAGCAAAGCCUAUCUACAAAAGUUGGAACAGUUUGCUAAUGAUCUGCUCAAGGAUCCUGUUUCUGGUCCGACCACUUCCAACCCUCUUGAGCUCACAAAUGAAGAGGCUCUCAUUUCGUUUGCUCGUAAUUUGGUGAGAGACAAGUUCCACCCAUAAAUGUGAUGAGUGUCUGAUGAUGUACGGACAGUGUGGUACAAAUAAAGGGCCUGGUGCAGUCUCGAUUCAAAUAAUAUGCUUGCUUUUGUGUGUCAUUUUCAGUCAUAAUUUGUAACGUCGUGUAAUGGCAAAUAAAGCCAAUAUUUCGAUUUGAGGUACCUCUUUCGGGUAGGAUCGAUCAUAAAUUAAAAUAAAGCAGUCCAGCAUGUUGAGCUAGGAUGCUCAUCUAUAAUCUGCACGAUGUAUUGGAUAUAUAUGUAUAAUGUAUGUGUGUCUUCACUCUCACCUUUAAUAAAAUCUUAAUUUCAAAUACGAGAGUAUCAAAUAGGUGGGUUACUACAUCCCACAUUCUCACUUUUUGUUCGACCC